Messenger RNA from Dermochelys coriacea (leatherback sea turtle), 2468 nucleotides. RefSeq names its product activating transcription factor 2 (gene ATF2). NCBI's taxonomy places the organism in Eukaryota, Metazoa, Chordata, Testudines, Dermochelyidae. Gene Ontology annotation, biological process: regulation of transcription by RNA polymerase II. The transcript is spliced from 17 exons. Gene Ontology annotation, molecular function: cAMP response element binding; DNA-binding transcription factor activity, RNA polymerase II-specific. The record is from RefSeq and is a predicted model, not a curated record. The coding region runs from base 777 to 2444 and encodes 555 amino acids.
GCGGCCUGCCCUGACAGGUACAGCAGGCUCCCACCCCGUCCCUGGGGCGGAGGGGCCGCUCUCUCCACGGCUGCGGGGGCGGGCUGAGGGGUGCAGCGAGGCCUGCCCCUCCCUCUACUGCUGCUGCGGGGGCCGAGCCAGGCUCUCUUCGCCUGUGUCUGCCGUGGGGAGGGACGAGGGAGAUGGAAGACCCCAGGUGCCCCUCAGCUGCUGCCAAGAGGGGAGGGCUGGACAGAGCUGUCCUGUCGUAGAGGGGGCUGUCGCUCUGCCCCUGAAUGUGGACGAACCUCCGUGACCUGUGUCUGUUUCUGGCCUGGCCUGGGUUGUGGUGGUCUACUUGGGCCCAUCACCGUUGUGACUGCUUUCCACUUGUUUUCUAGGAAUCUGAGAGAAGCUGUUCCAGUCCCUCCAGACCCUCUGCCUUAUUCAAAGUACAGGAUGACUGGUGCUCUGGAGAUGAAACAAGGUUGUGGAGUGAAUGAAGCUAUUGUUUGUCGGAUCCCUACCUCAUUUGUUGCAUAAGUUGGAAAGAGUGUAGUGAAUGAAGCAGUGAACUGCAGGAAGAGAGAAUAAACUUCUUGUUAAGGCAACUGAAUGCUACUCUGGGAUUUGUUUCUGUCUAUUGCCACAGGAUUCCUAUGUGAUGUGCAGCAACUCCUAUAAGCCAAAUUUUUUGCAGUUCAUUGCCAUGAAAAGGAGAAUGUGAUUAAACUGCUCACCUUAUGAAAUUUGGCUUACAUGUGAAAUCUGCCAGGUAAUACAAAGACCUGUGGAAUAUGAGUGAUGACAAACCCUUUUUAUGCACUGCCCCUGGAUGUGGCCAGCGUUUUACCAACGAGGAUCAUUUGGCUGUCCAUAAACAUAAACAUGAGAUGACACUGAAAUUUGGUCCAGCUCGUAAUGACAGUGUCAUUGUGGCUGAUCAGACACCAACACCAACUAGAUUCUUGAAGAACUGUGAAGAAGUGGGUUUAUUCAAUGAACUAGCAAGUCCUUUUGAAAAUGAAUUCAAAAAGGCUUCAGAAGAUGACAUUAAAAAAAUGCCUCUAGAUCUAUCUCCUCUUGCAACACCAAUCAUAAGAAAUAAAACUGAAGAGCCUUCAGUUGUGGAGACAACUCAUCAGGAUAGUCCUUUACCUCAUCCAGAGUCCACUACCAGUGAUGAAAAGGAAGUGUCACUUCAGCAGGCUGCACAGCCUACAUCAACAAUAGUUCGUCCAGCAUCACUGCAGGUUCCUAAUGUAUUGCUAACAAGUUCUGACUCAAGUGUUAUUAUUCAGCAGGCAAUACCUUCACCAACUUCUAGCACUGUCAUUACCCAGGCUCCAUCCUCCAACAGGCCAAUAGUACCAGUACCAGGUCCUUUUCCUCUGCUGUUACAUCUUCCUAAUGGACAAACUAUGCCUGUUGCUAUUCCUGCCUCAAUCACAAAUUCUAACGUUCAUGUCCCUGCUGCAGUUCCAGACUUUCCUGGUCAGCUUGUUAGACCUGUCACCAUGGUGCCUAGUAUCCCAGGAAUCCCAGGGCCCUCCUCCCCACAGCCAGUGCAGUCAGAGGCAAAAUUGCGAUUGAAAGCUGCCUUGACCCAGCAGCAUCCUCAGGUCACAAAUGGAGAUACUGCCAAGGGGAAUGCUAGUGGAUUGAUUAGGACUCAGUCAGAGGAAGCCCGACCACAGUCAUUACAACAGCCUGCUACAUCAACUACAGAAACACCGGCUUCCCCAGCUCAGCCGACACCCCAAACCCAAAAUACAGGAGGUCGUCGAAGAAGAGCAGCAAACGAAGACCCUGAUGAGAAAAGAAGGAAGUUUCUAGAGCGAAACCGUGCUGCUGCUUCAAGAUGCCGACAAAAAAGAAAAGUGUGGGUGCAGUCAUUGGAGAAGAAAGCAGAAGACUUGAGCUCACUAAAUGGUCAAUUACAGAAUGAAGUCACCCUGCUGAGAAAUGAAGUGGCACAGCUGAAACAGCUUCUUCUGGCUCAUAAAGAUUGCCCUGUAACUGCCAUGCAGAAGAAAUCUGGCUAUCAGACUGCAGAUAAAGAUGACAGUUCUGAAGACAUUUCAGUGCCAAAUAGUCCACAUACAGAAGCUAUUCAGCAUAGUUCUGUCAGCACUUCCAAUGGAUUCCAGGAGCAGAAGAUGGGCAUCAGAAAGGAGUCUUGCAACAUGACCCAUAGGUCACUGAUGUGGUUCAACCUGAUUUCUGUUGGCACUGUUGAUUUCAAUAAGUCUUGGUACCACAAGGAAGCUCUAGAAGACAGGAAGAAAGUUAAUGUGCCAAUAUUUAAAAAGGGUGAACAGGAUGACCCAGGUAAUUAUAGGCCUGUCAGCCUGACAUCAAUCUCAGGCACGAUGAUGGAGCGGCUGAUACAAGACUUCACUGAUAAAGAAUUAAAGAAGGAUAAUAUAAUUAAUGCCAAUAAACAUGGGUUUAUGUCAAACUAACUUGAUAUCUUUUUUUUAAUGAGA